This is a messenger RNA of Drosophila serrata, 1598 nucleotides long. RefSeq lists its product as uncharacterized. NCBI's taxonomy places the organism in Eukaryota, Metazoa, Arthropoda, Insecta, Diptera, Drosophilidae. The record is from RefSeq and is a predicted model, not a curated record.
GGUGUGCGCGAAAGACUUGUUCAGACGGUAAAAGUUUAGAAAGAAGAACUCUUUGUUGAUUACGUGGUUAAACAGAUCCGAAAUGGUAGUGGUAAAAAAUGAGCAGAAGAUUUCGGUGCCAGAAUAUCUGAGCACCGAGUUUUUCACUGAAACCCUGGAGGAGGGACUAAGGGAGUCGAAGGUGACUCUAAAGGAGAUCAACUUCGAGUGGGGCAGCAAUCCGGGUGACAACUACUGCUCGGCCAUCUACCGAGUCCAGCUCACCUUCGCCAAGUGGGUCGAUGGCAAGGAGUCGGCCAAGAAUGAGCAGCUCUCUUUGAUCGUUAAGACCAUUCCGAUAACGGAGGCCACGCAGUUCCUUGAAGACGUUAGUGUAUUUAUCAAGGAGAAGCAGACCUAUACCGACAUACUGCCUCGAUUGGAUAUCCUAAGUCGAGGUGACAAGUUUGGAGCCAAAUAUUAUCAUUCAGUGAAGGCACCAGUGCAGACAAUCGUGUUUAGUGACCUCAAGGUGGAGGGAUACAAGGUAGCCUCGCGUGAAGCUGGCUUGGACUGGAACCAUGCCUCCCUCAUUCUGCAGCAGCUUGGAAAGUUCCAUGCCACCUCCAUGGUUCUGGCCAAAAAGGAUCCUGCCAUCUUGAAACAGUACACCCGCGGCAUGCUGAGCGAAGACAUUUUAAUGAAGAGCGACACCUUUGAGGUCAUGUUCGGCGGCUUCCUCAAGGGUCUCAUCAAGAGUUCCGCCACCUGGCCGGGUUUCGAAAAAGUCAGCAAAAACUUACAACGCCUCAUGGACAACUUCCGGUCUGUGUGUGUGGCUGCAGCGAAGCCAAAACCCGGGGAUCGGUACGUUGUACUUAACCAUGGUGACAUGUGGACCAAUAACUUCAUGUACGCCUACGACAACGACGCCCAGCCGGAUACACCGACAAGGGCCAUAUUUGUGGACUUUCAGCUGAGCUUCUACGGCAGCCCCGCCUGCGAUCUUAACUUUUUCCUGAACACCAGCCUGAAGUUGGAGCUGCUGCAGGAGCGGCGCGAGGAGCUUAUCAAGGUUUACUAUGCAGCCUUCAAGGAUGCCCUAGAGUACGCCCGCUACGAGGACAUUCCCACAUACGAGGACCUGCAGUAUGAGCUGCGGAGCCGCGAAACCUACGGACUGUUCGGCCUGUUUGCCUUCCUGCCAAUGAUCACUAUGCCAAAGGAGCUGUCCCAGGAUAAUAGCAUUGAGAAUAUGCAGGACGAGGCUUUUAAGCAGCGCAAAAUGGACGCUGUCUUCUCGCAAAAGUCCCUCAACGACUACCAAAAGUGGGGCCUGAAGCGUGCCGAAUCCCUUGGCGUCUUCAGCGACUAUUAAAAAAAUAGUUGGGUUACAUUUUGUAACUUUUGUGAUAUAAAUGGGGCUGCGUUUCAACAACAUCGACUUAAAGUUAUUGGAAUUUAAUUGAUGCAACCAAAUAGUUUUGUGCUAAGCGAAAAACUGUUAAGAGUUUGGAAUUAUCAAGCUUAAGGAGUUGAUUAAAUAACUGGAUCAUAUAUAUUUGUUAAUAAGUCAAUAAAAUAAUAUGUCCAGACGAUCUGGGAAGAUACCUCUCGCA